GUGAGGGGAGAAGAGGCGAAGCGGAGCCGCCGCCGGGAGGCCGCCUGCUGGACACGAGACGGAACUGAAGUAAACUCUGUGGAACCUGACUGCUUGGCUACAGACGAAGGGAUGGUGUGAUUUGCUCCAGGUGAUUACUGGAAGCCUGUAGGGGUUUUAAGGUGAGAAGAAUACCUGAGGAAGAAGUUGUACAGUUUCUAUCAUACAUCAAGACCUAGGAGAAGCUAGCUGGUAGCAUAAGGAUUCUGGAUUUGGGCAUUUGACUGACUUCAAGGACUUUUGGCCCACACAGCCAAUUCUUGGUGAUCACCUCUGUGCCUUUACACCAAAGAAGCAUCUUCUUCUCAUGCAGAACUGAGACCUUGGAAUGCUUUAUUAUGGCAGCAGCAGUACAGCAGAAUGAUCUGAUGUUUGAAUUUGCCAGUAAUGUCAUGGAGGAUGAGCAGCAGCUGGGUGAUCCAUCCAUCUUUCCUGCUGUCAUUGUGGAACACAUACCAAGUGCUGAUCUCCUGAACAAUUACUCGGGUUUAUCCUGCGUGGCUGAACACAAUGUCAUGAUAACAGAAAAUUCGCUGGAUGUCGCAGAAGAAGAAAUCAUAGAAGACGAUGACAUCAGUAUCACAGUUGAAGCAUCCUGUCAGAAUGGAGAUGAAACUAUGCAAACCAUUGAAGCCGCCGAGGCCCUUCUCAAUAUGGAUUCCCCGGAUCCAUUGCUGGAUGAGAAGAGGACGAGUGAGUCUGAUGCACAUGUUUUUGGCGGAGCUGAGGACAACAUGGACGCUGCCCCUAUUACUCAUGUUUCAGUCACCCUGGACGGAAUUCCAGAAGUGGUGGAGAUUCAGCAAAUCCAAGACCAACAUGGUGACUCACCCAGUGCUCUAGCACUUGAGCAGCCAAAAAAGAAGAAAGGAAAGAAAGCCAAACCUGCCCGUCCGUAUUCCCCUACUCUGACUCCAAACAUAUCCGUAAAGAAGAAGAACAAGGAUGGGAAGGGAAACACCAUUUAUCUCUGGGAGUUCUUACUAGCACUACUGCAAGACAAAGCGACGUGUCCUAAAUACAUUAAAUGGACGCAAAGGGAAAAGGGCAUUUUUAAACUUGUGGAUUCCAAGGCUGUGUCCAGGUUGUGGGGGAAGCACAAAAACAAACCUGAUAUGAAUUAUGAAACCAUGGGCAGAGCUCUCAGGUAUUAUUACCAAAGAGGCAUUCUGGCAAAAGUAGAAGGGCAGCGCCUGGUGUACCAAUUCAAGGACAUGCCGAAAGAUCUCAUCUACAUAGACGACGAUGAAUCAAGUUCGAGCUUGGACUCUCCCGAUACAACUUUGCUCUCAGUGCCUGCAGCCAAUAGAAGCCAAGCAGGCAGAUCCAAAGUGCCUUCAAGCGCAGGGCCCCGGGGAGGAGCUGCUGCUGUUCUAAAGAUACCAGGGAAUUCCAAGUCUACAAAACUGAAGCAGCCGGUAGAAACUGCUCCGCAGCAACUGCCGGCGGUGGCAUCCGAAGUUCUGAGGACGAUGCAGUCUGCUCAGUCGAUACAUCCAACGCAGCUUUAUCGGACAGUUCAUUUAAUGCAGUCCAUUCCAGAAGGACACACGACCAUGACCAAUAAUAUGCAGGAGGAGUCCAUGAAUCCUGCUCAGAACAUAAGGACCAUCCAAGCUGCAGGACAGGUGCCCGUCGUCGUUUCGCCUGGGAACCAGCAGCUGCACACCGUAACACUCCAGACAGUGCCUCUGACAACAGUAAUAGCCAGCGCAGACCCAGCGUCUGCAGCGACAUCCCAGAAGUUCAUCCUUCAGGCCAUCCCGACAUCACAGCCCAUGACGGUCCUUAAGGAGAACAUCAUGCUGCACUCUUCCAAGCCGGUCUCGCCUCCUUCCUCCAUCGUCUUGAGUCCUGCGCAGGUUCACCAGGUGCUCAGCAACAACGUGCAGACAAUUUGCAACGGAACGGUCAACAUGGCUUCACCUUCGUCCUUCAGCACUGCUGCCCCUGUAGUAACUUUGACACCCAGCAACUCGCCAUCCGGCACAGUGAUCACUUCCGUCAUCAAGGCUCCAGAAAAUAAGCCGACCGUUAUUCAGGAGGUGGCGAAAUCAGAGUCACGUGAUGGUAAGGCGGACAAGGCCAAACCCUCAGAGCCGGGCUUUCAGCAGCCGCCUUUUGUGGUGAUGGUGUCCAGUUCAAAUGGAUUUCCCUCCACGGUACACAUUAAGCAGGAGACUGAACAGUGGGAGCCGAGUUCCUGUGAGUGAAUCGGAAGUCAGUGAACUGUGUGGAAGGAGGUUUCCUUAACGCCAUGGGGCUUCUUCGGUUGUGUAUUAUCACUCGAUUCGGAAGUAGGCAUUACAAAGCUUCUUUUAAUUUCUGAAGUUAAUUUUAGGAAUAACAUUGUAGAAUUUAUGUCAGUUUUCUGUUUGCUAAAUAAUGUACUUUUUUUUUUUUUCCAAAAUGCAAGCAUGAAGGAACAUGCAUUUUUCUUUUUUUGAUCACUGUCCAGAAAUUCUAAAUUCCUUGCACUUUAUGCAUUAUUUGUCUAUCUUUCCAUAAUAACGUCAUUAUUAUUAUAAUCAGUGCUUUCCAGCAACAGUUGAUUUACGCGAAAGUGUUUCCUUCGUUCCACAUAUGCAAUUCUUCUUGCAAAUCCCAAAGAACUAUCUCAUACCAUUCAGCUAAAAGGUUUUCCUUUUGCGUGCAUGGUAAACAACAGGGCAGGGCCAGCCGAACCUGUUCCUAUUGCAUUUUGCACCAAAGAUUACUUACAGUGCAAAAAAUAUAAAGACACGUCCUCUUUUCAAGAAGGUAUUUGAUAUUUGUACCUGUUAUCAGCUGUGUAUUUAUCUGUUUUCCUAAUAUUGCUCCAUUAGAUGCACCCAGUCAAUAACAUUAAGGUUAUUGGGUGCAGGGUUUCCCCCCCCACAAGCCCCCCCUCCCCGGACCAUUUUAAAACUAAAGUUUAAAACAUUUUGCUUUUUGUUUCCCAUUAUUUUGUCAGGGAGCGGGGAAAAGUAUAUGCAACUUGUGCAAGUAUUUUGAGAAUAAAAUGUUUCUAUGAGAGAACUUUUUUCUAUUGUAAAUAUGUAAUUUAAUUUCUCAAAGAUUUUUUUUUCCAUUUAAGAAAGUUUCCCUAGAGCAAUAUUUUAUAGAUGCAAUUAAGAUCAUUAUGUUUAGAGCUCUAAUGUUAUAUGUAUGCAUAUAUUACAGAGUGAAUUUGUAUUUAAAGACAAAUUUUUAAAUUGUAAAAGUCUUCUGAACUUUUGUCUUUUUGUAUUUUAAUUGGUUUAUUAUGGAAAUAAAUCAAGUACAACAUCUUUGUA
Molecule: messenger RNA, 3314 nt
Organism: Heteronotia binoei (common prickly gecko)
Lineage: Eukaryota; Metazoa; Chordata; Lepidosauria; Squamata; Gekkonidae
Gene: ELF1
Product: E74 like ETS transcription factor 1
Exons: 10
Coding region: 378-2252 (624 amino acids)
Biological process (GO): regulation of transcription by RNA polymerase II; cell differentiation
Cellular component (GO): nucleus
Molecular function (GO): sequence-specific DNA binding; DNA-binding transcription factor activity, RNA polymerase II-specific
Source: RefSeq, a predicted model, not a curated record